This is a messenger RNA of Bipolaris victoriae FI3, 1116 nucleotides long. RefSeq lists its product as hypothetical. The coding region runs from base 1 to 1116 and encodes 371 amino acids. The record is from RefSeq and is a predicted model, not a curated record. Lineage: Eukaryota; Fungi; Ascomycota; Dothideomycetes; Pleosporales; Pleosporaceae. The transcript has 5 exons.
AUGUCGACGCGCACCAAUGGUUUCGCUCAGGGCACAGUGCUCAAGGUCGCAUACUCGAUGCUUGGUCUCACAAGCUCCGUUGUCCUCGCCAGAAUAGGUCUCAAUAUCGCUAAGCCGAAGCGGCUCACGGCGUCCGACUACUUUGUUUUUGCCGGCUUCGCUUUCUACGUUACAAAGUGCGCACUGUAUAUUGCUGUGUCGCCGCAUAUGCAGAGAGUGUAUGGUGUUGUUAAUGGAGAGAUUGCGCCGUACCCGGAGUUAGCGCACGAUGCAGUUGUGAUGACGAAGAUGGUGUUUGCUGCUUUCAACUUGUUCUGGGGUGUUUUGUGGGCGAUCAAGUGUUCGCUGUUGCUGCUUUAUCGGAAAUUGCUGGUUGGGUUAUCCAGGUGUUAUACUAUUGUGUGGUGGGGCAUCGUUGGGAUUUGUGUACUUACAUUCUUUGGAAACUACCACUUUUACUUCAAAUCGUGUGGUACCCCAUCUGGUUUUUGGACCGGAGGUUGUGGUGGGAAAGCUCGGCAUAAUGCUCAACUCUUCAGUUUGUAUUUUUCCUUUGUUGCAGAUACAUCUACGAAUUUGAUGAUCAUGGCUCUUCCGAUAUGGCUCACGUGGAGCCUUCAGAUGCCGCGUAGGAAAAAGAUAUCAAUGCUAUGUCUGUUCGGAACAGGUUUUGUAUGCAUACUAUUCGCCUGUCUCCGUGUCACUCAGGUAGCUGUGAACGCAUCCAAGCCUGAAGCCGUGGAUGCACCACUUGAUCCCACAUGGCUUGCUAUUUGGGGCAUGGUGGAAUGUUCAAUUGCCGUCAUCAUCGGGUGUUGUCCCGCAUUCGCAGUCUUAACAAAUUCAGCCCGUACCAAGGCCUCCUAUGACUCCCAUGGCUAUCGGAGACAAGCAGAUAGUGAUACAAAUAAGAACCACGGUAGCAGGAUAGAAUUAGGAACCAUUGGAAGUAGAGCGACACGCGACAUAACUAAGGUGGUCGGGCUGAACACUAUAGACCUACACUGGUUAUGUGCCCAAAAUAGUCAGGAGGAAUUGAGAGUCAAGCACGGUAGUAGUAUCAUGGUUUCAACUACCGUUACGCAAGACUCUGUGGAUAAGUCUGAGAUAUGCUGA